CAGGUGGCACCAGGGCGCCAGUCAGUCCACCGACCACUCGAGUUUGUGUUGACACACUUGCGCGUACCUCGCUGUCAUGCAAACGUUGCUCCUCUCGUGCGUGACAUUAUAACUACAUAUUAACAGUGAACACCGACAAGCAGCUCGUCCGUGCGCGUCCCGUGCGCCCCCAGAUAGACCUCAAGGAAAGACCAUGUCGACCGCCUUCUCCUUCCAGACGCAGCUCGUCUCCAUCAUGGACGCGUUAUCCAAAACGGCCGUUAUGGAAAUCAGCAAACUGGUGGAGAUCGAGUCGAAGAUGCUGAAAAUCGAGAUAACCCGAGGGCGCAACGAGAUCUCCUCCCUCACCGAGAAGCUGCAGCUGAUGGAGAAACUGCUUUAUAUGGCACAGGGGGGCAGGCAGGAGGCGGCAGCAGCAGCAGCGUGCACGGUGGUGAGGGCAGCUCCAGCCAACAGGGCACUGGAGCCGGACAGGACAAGACCUGCCAUGAAGAGUGAGAUCCCGUGGGAAAGCAUAAGCUCCUCCACUGAGAUCAGCAGUUUGCAUCACGUUGAGGAGGAGCAGGCUGCAGCUGAGCUUCCGCAGAAAGAGCAGCCUGAUCUUAUCGUGGUGAAAGAGGAGCCGGCAGAGGUGGAGACCAGAGAUAGGACCAGUGAAACCAGAAGGAAGGCGGUCACGGACACUCAGAGGAGCUUGGACGUGAUGAAGAGCCACAAACCGAUCGCAGAGCGUCAACAGCCCGUGUUCCCUGAAAACUUUGUGACCCUGAACACCCAGUCACCCCUCGCUGGACCAGGGAGGAGGGUUACACAGUGGAAUCAACAGCUCGCCCCUGCAAACACAUCAAACCUAGAGGCCGGGAAAAGCAUCGCUCAAAACGUUGCCUCCCAAAGCUUAAGCAUGCUCCGAAAUAUGAAGAUUCACACUUUGAGGAACACUGGUGCCAAGAGGUUUGCCUGCCUGCAGUGCGGCAAGAGCUUCAGGUGCUUUAGUCAGCUGGAAAUCCACCAGAGGAGCCACACAGGAGAGAAACCCUUCAGGUGCACGCUGUGUGGAAAGAGAUACGCACAGAAAGGACAUCUGUACACACACCAGCGCACACACACUGGGGAGAAGCCGUAUCGCUGUCCAAUUUGCGGGAAGGGCUUCAUUCAGAAAUGCACUCUUGAUAUGCAUCAGCGCACACACACCGGAGAGAAACCUUUUGUUUGUAUCAAAUGUGGCAAGGGUUUCACGAAGAACUGUAAUCUGAAAAAACACCUUGCGGUACAUUUAGAUCCUGGUCUGACCAUGUAUGGCUGUGAUUCGGCUGCUUCAACAUUCAGUGUGACAUUAAUUAAUGGAACCACUUAACAGAGUCAAAUGUAACUUCCACAGCUCUUUGUUUGAAACAAAUAUUUAUAAUAAAGGUUUUAUCUUUGCUCCAGAUUUGAGUGGCA
Messenger RNA from Pleuronectes platessa (European plaice), 1440 nucleotides. Its product is annotated as zinc finger protein 665. Lineage: Eukaryota; Metazoa; Chordata; Actinopteri; Pleuronectiformes; Pleuronectidae. The record is from RefSeq and is a predicted model, not a curated record. The coding region runs from base 194 to 1354 and encodes 386 amino acids. Gene Ontology annotation, biological process: regulation of transcription by RNA polymerase II. Gene Ontology annotation, molecular function: RNA polymerase II cis-regulatory region sequence-specific DNA binding; DNA-binding transcription factor activity. The transcript has 4 exons.